GCCGGGCCUGCCCGGCAGCGGCCGCGGCGGCAGCGGCGCGUCCUCCAGCGGCGGCAGCGGCGCUCGCAGCGCCCGGACUUGCAGCGCUGUGCCCGGCCACGUCGGACCGCGGGAGCCACAGCCGUCUUCCCUCCUCGACCUCCUUCCCCUGACGCUCUCAGCAGCCUCGAGUCCUGGCCAUCCGCAGAAGCCUUCGCAGCAGGAUGGAACUGCAGUGAGGCGCGGGGGCUGAGCACUGCUGACCAGACGUGGGACGCUGGUGGUUCGCGGGUCACUGAGGCUGGACAACGUUCAUGGCUCUCGGGUAGAACCCAGUGAAACGGCCAGAAUGAAUUCUAUGGACAGGCACAUCCAACAGACCAAUGACCGACUACAGUGCAUCAAGCAGCACUUACAGAACCCUGCUAACUUCCACAAUGCCGCCACGGAGCUGCUGGACUGGUGUGGGGACCCGCGAGCCUUCCAGCGGCCCUUCGAGCAGAGCCUGAUGGGCUGUUUGACGGUGGUCAGUCGGGUGGCAGCACAGCAAGGGUUCGACCUGGACCUCGGUUACAGACUGCUGGCAGUGUGCGCUGCGAAUCGAGACAAGUUCACUCCGAAGUCUGCGGCCCUGCUGUCCUCCUGGUGCGAGGAGCUCGGCCGCCUGCUGCUUCUCCGACAUCAGAAGAGCCGCCAGAGCGACGCCCCCGGGAAACUCCCCAUGCAGCCUCCCCUCAACUCCAUGAGCUCCAUGAAACCCACUCUGUCGCACAGUGAUGGGUCGUUCCCCUAUGACUCUGUCCCUUGGCAGCAGAACACCAACCAGCCUCCCGGCUCCCUCUCCGUGGUCACCACGGUUUGGGGAGUGACCAACACAUCCCAGAGCCAGGUCCUCGGGAACCCUAUGGCCAAUGCCAACAACCCCAUGAAUCCAGGCGGCAACCCUAUGGCAUCGGGCAUGACCACCAGCAACCCCGGCCUCAACUCCCCCCAGUUUGCUGGGCAGCAGCAACAGUUCUCGGCCAAGGCCGGGCCCGCUCAGCCCUACAUCCAGCAGAGCAUGUACGGCCGGCCCAACUACCCCGGCAGCGGGGGCUUCGGGGCCAGCUACCCCGGGGGUCCUAACGCCCCCGCAGGCAUGGGCAUCCCUCCGCACACCAGGCCGCCUGCUGACUUCACUCAGCCGGCGGCUGCUGCCGCGGCAGCUGCAGUGGCGGCGGCGGCAGCCACGGCCACGGCCACGGCCACGGCCACUGUGGCAGCCUUGCAGGAGACGCAGAACAAGGAUAUAAACCAGUACGGACCGGUCUGUUCCUCUUUCCAGAUGGGUCCCACCCAGGCGUAUAACAGCCAAUUCAUGAACCAGCCCGGGCCGCGGGGGCCUGCCUCCAUGGGGGGCAGCAUGAACCCCGCAAGCAUGGCGGCUGGCAUGACACCCUCGGGGAUGAGCGGCCCUCCCAUGGGGAUGAACCAGCCCCGGCCGCCCGGCAUCAGCCCCUUUGGCACCCAUGGGCAGCGGAUGCCCCAGCAGACCUACCCGGGGCCCCGGCCCCAGUCCCUGCCUAUUCAAAGCAUAAAGAGGCCAUACCCGGGAGAGCCCAACUAUGGAAACCAGCAAUAUGGACCAAACAGCCAGUUCCCCACCCAGCCAGGCCAGUACCCUACCCCCAACCCCCCACGGCCGCUCACCUCUCCCAACUACCCCGGGCAAAGGAUGCCCAGCCAGCCGAGCACGGGGCAGUACCCACCCCCCACGGUCAACAUGGGGCAGUAUUACAAGCCAGAGCAAUUUAAUGGACAAAACAACACCUUCUCGGGAAGCAGCUACAGUAACUACAGCCAGGGGAACGUCAAUAGGCCUCCUAGGCCGGUUCCUGUGGCAAAUUACCCCCACUCACCUGUUCCAGGGAACCCCACACCCCCCAUGACCCCCGGGAGCAGCAUCCCCCCGUACCUGUCCCCCAGCCAAGACGUUAAACCACCCUUCCCGCCUGACAUCAAGCCAAAUAUGAGCGCUCUGCCACCACCCCCAGCCAACCACAAUGACGAGCUGCGGCUCACGUUCCCCGUGCGGGACGGCGUGGUGCUGGAGCCCUUCCGCCUGGAGCACAACCUGGCUGUCAGCAACCACGUCUUUCACCUGCGGCCCACAGUCCACCAGACCCUGAUGUGGAGGUCCGACCUGGAGCUGCAGUUCAAGUGCUACCACCACGAGGACCGGCAGAUGAACACCAACUGGCCGGCCUCGGUGCAGGUCAGCGUGAACGCCACGCCCCUCACCAUCGAGCGCGGGGACAACAAGACCUCCCACAAGCCCCUGCACCUCAAGCACGUGUGCCAGCCGGGCCGCAACACCAUCCAGAUCACCGUCACGGCCUGCUGCUGCUCCCACCUCUUCGUGCUGCAGCUGGUCCACCGGCCCUCCGUGCGCUCCGUGCUGCAAGGCCUCCUCAAGAAACGCCUCCUGCCCGCGGAGCACUGUAUCACGAAAAUCAAGCGGAAUUUCAGCAGCGUGGCUGCCUCGUCAGGCAACACGACCCUCAACGGAGAGGAUGGCGUGGAGCAGACAGCCAUCAAGGUGUCUCUGAAGUGCCCCAUCACAUUCCGGCGCAUCCAGCUGCCUGCUCGAGGUCAUGACUGCAAGCACGUCCAGUGCUUUGACCUGGAGUCGUACCUACAGCUGAAUUGUGAGAGAGGGACCUGGCGGUGUCCUGUGUGCAAUAAAACGGCUCUGCUUGAGGGCCUGGAGGUGGAUCAGUACAUGUGGGGCAUCCUGAACGCCAUCCAACACUCCGAGUUUGAAGAGGUCACCAUCGACCCCACGUGCAGCUGGCGGCCAGUCCCCAUCAAGUCAGACCUGCACAUUAAAGAUGACCCAGAUGGCAUCCCCUCCAAGCGGUUCAAGACCAUGAGUCCCAGCCAGAUGAUCAUGCCCAACGUCAUGGAAAUGAUCGCAGCCCUGGGCCCUGGCCCAUCCCCCUACCCACUCCCGCCUCCACCGGGGGGCGCCAACUCCAACGAUUACAGCAACCAAGGCAACAACUACCAGGGCCAUGGCAACUUUGACUUCCCCCACGGAAACCCUGGCGGGACGUCCAUGAACGACUUCAUGCACGGGCCGCCCCAGCUCUCCCACCCCCCGGACAUGCCCAACAACAUGGCCGCCCUCGAGAAACCCCUCAGUCACCCCAUGCAGGAAACUAUGCCACACGCUGGCAGUUCUGACCAGCCCCAUCCCUCCAUACAACAAGGUUUGCACGUCCCACACCCCAGCAGCCAGUCAGGGCCUCCAUUACAUCACAGUGGGGCUCCUCCUCCUCCUUCCCAGCCUCCCCGGCAACCGCCACAGGCCGCUCCCAGCAACCAUCCACACAGCGACCUGACCUUUAACCCCUCCUCAGCCUUAGAGGGUCAGGCCGGAGCACAGGGAGCAUCCGACAUGCCGGAGCCUUCGCUGGAUCUCCUUCCAGAACUCACAAAUCCCGAUGAGCUCCUCUCGUACCUGGAUCCCCCCGACCUGCCGAGCAAUAGUAACGAUGACCUCCUGUCUCUCUUUGAGAACAACUGAAGCCCACCCCUCCACUGGGGCCAUCCCCCCCCCCCACUCUGCCUCCUUCCCCGUCUGUCCCACACACACUUUACCACUGGGAGCCCAUGCCCUCAGACCGCCCCUGCUGCGGCCUUCUCAGAGCGGAGGGGCGGGAGGGUGCACUGUGAAGGCUGUGUGGGUCUGGUGCCCGUGCCCAGAGCAGGCCCUGAAGAUGAGCCUCGAGGUGGGGAACCGGCCCGGCGAGAGGGCACAUGCUGACAAAGCCUUCCUGGUCCCUCUGUGUGUGCUGAUUCCAAACGACCCUCCAGUGCCCCCCGAGGUUCUUCCGGUUUCUAAACUGUAACCCUGCCUCCCUGCUUCCUGGCCCAGAGCCUCCUUCAAGUGACUGAGCCUGAGAGAAGGCGCCCCGAGACCCAGGCAGGCCCCGAGCCUUGGAGGAGCAGUGACGGUUGGCGGCAGUGAGAAUGGCCCACCCACCACCACCACCACCACCACCACCACCACCACCACCACCACAGAAAAGCACAAACCUCUGGGAAAGAGAACUCUCUCAGGGGCCAAGGUCGUCGCUUUGACCCCUGACCUCUAAGCCAAGAUACCCUGUAAACACUCUCUCUCAGAAAGCAGAGAAAAAAAGGACAAGAUUCUGUGUUCGAGAGAGGGUGUGCCAUUCCUGCUUGGGGACCGGUGGGAAAGGGGGUCAGGGCCUCCUCAGAGCCAGGACAGUGCAGCUGGCCCCAUGACCUCUGGACUCAGUCCGGGGCCCGGCCUCGGGGAGCAGAGGGAGAGAGUCCCCAGCCAAAAUUACUGUGCCCUUAGUUGGGGGGCAGGGGGAUGCCGCCAGCCGGAGUCCGAUAGGAACGGCAACUUACAACUUUGCUCCGAGCCACUCCCUGUUUUUCAAUGACGAUUAAUUAAGCUACGGAGUCAUCUGAGAAAGGGGACGGUAGACUUGGACGGCAAGCAACCCAUUUCUCUCCACGCGUCCUGUUUCCUCCCUCCUGCCCCCACCCACGUCUCCCAGACUGUUACGGGGGACACCUGCUUCCCUCUGUCCCACUUCUGCUGUGUCCGCCCCGACAGCCGGGUGGGCCGGUGGAGGGGCGGGGGAGGCUCAGGCGCCUGUGCGGGCAUGGCGCAGGCACCUCUCCGGCCCCCCCCCCCCCCCGUCCCGGCUGUCCCUGUGCUCAAGGCUGCCCCAGCUGCACCCCAGUCCGUCACCACACGUGCCGGGAUGUGCCCGCCAGCGUCACGUGGUGUCUCUGUGCCGCACUUGGCUGCCGGCCUCUCCUUCCCUCUGUGUCCCCCUGCCCUGCAAAGCUGCCCACACUCCUGCUCACCGGAGCAGAAGCAGCCUCUGGUCUUUCCCUCCACUGCCUCGCUCCAUCCGGCUUACUGCUCUCGGAGUCUCCCGGGUAGCUUGUGGGGCGUCCGUUUCGUCUGGGGGUCCUCUGUCCCCCUAAGCCGCAUGGCCUGUGAUGCUGCUGGGCCGUCACUUGGGUCACGUCUGUGAAUUCGUUGCGCCCCUCCCUGCUGCUGCCUGGGGUCUCCUGCUUCCCGUCCACUGUCCGUGUUCUCGAGCUCCGUCUCCCCCUGUGGCGGGUGGUCCCCAGCACUCCUCUGGAUUUGACCGGAACGGUGGCCCCAGCUGUCGAUUUCCAGUCACUGUACCAGACAGCCGGCACAAGGUUUUCUGUAGGAAAGCUGCCAUUGUCCCCGCCCCCUUUUCCUUUGUCCCGUUGUCGAGGUUUUUUCAAACAGCGUGGUGUUCAGUAUGCAAAUCAAUUAUUUUGAGAAUUGCUUUUGUAAAUAUCUUUGUGAAUAUUUUAGUAUUGUCUUUGAUAAUAUCCAACAUUUUCAUGACCUGGUUAUAGCCUUUGCUGGUGUUUUUAAAAGACCUUGACUCAA
This is a messenger RNA of Herpailurus yagouaroundi (jaguarundi), 5437 nucleotides long. It is a transcript of the gene ZMIZ1, whose product is annotated as zinc finger MIZ-type containing 1. Gene Ontology annotation, molecular function: zinc ion binding; SUMO ligase activity. Gene Ontology annotation, biological process: regulation of transcription by RNA polymerase II; protein sumoylation. The coding region runs from base 329 to 3547 and encodes 1072 amino acids. The transcript is spliced from 24 exons. Lineage: Eukaryota; Metazoa; Chordata; Mammalia; Carnivora; Felidae. The record is from RefSeq and is a predicted model, not a curated record. Gene Ontology annotation, cellular component: chromatin.